CAUCCUUUAAGAAAAGAGCAAGUGGGCACUGCCAAUUUGCCAAGUUGAUGCAAAGAACCAAUCAGAUACAAAUAACGUUGUCUCCACCAAACAACUGUUCCCCAAUAUAGGGUAGUGAACUAAUGCCCCAUGUUUAUUUGCACAAAAUUGCCCUUCAAAUUCAUAUUAAUUUCCUCCUAUACCUUCUUGUUGUUGCAGCACGUCAUCCUAAAUUACAGUUCAUACACAAGGGCCAUUGGGUCAGUCUGUAAACUUUUGCCCUUCACUCCAAAGCUUUCGUCUUCCUCGGAGCUCUCACCACUGAAAAAGCUCAACUCAAAAAAUCAGAGCCUCCAAUGGAGGGCUUCUUCUGCGCCUUUUUAACCCUUCUGAAUUGCAGCAAAAUUCAGAUUCAAUUUUGCACUGGAACACUGCAGAUCCAUUUCUGCGGUUGAUAAAAUUAAAGGUUAUGUGAGCCGAGUAUCUAAGAAAAUCUUAAUUUGCAGCUGGAAACGACUCCGAAUUUUUGCUGUUUCGAUUGCUUAAAGCAUGAGCGUUGUUCGCGCACAUGGACGAAGCUUUACAGACCAAGCCCUGCAGGUUUGGUGAUCGGAAAACUAGUGACGUUGUUAUAUGCUUGAAGAAUAGAGAAGGGAUACCGAAACGGUUCUAUUCCCACUCCUCUGUUCUGAUAAAUAGGAGCCAGUACUUUGCCAACCGGCUUUCUCAUCCGAGCUGUAGUGAUUGCAUCAAUAUACAUUGCUCAGAGGUUAACCACGAUCACCAUGUCAACCUGUUGAAGCUGCUUUAUCUUCCAGCAGACUCAAUUUCGGACUCGUUGGAUUCUGUUAAAUCUGCACUUGGUAUUCUUCAGGUAGCAGUUGCCUUCCAGUGCGAAGAGAUUGCACGCUGCUGCAUCCAGUACUUAGAGGCUGUUCCUUGGGAGGACAAAGAAGAGGAACUUAUCCUAAAAGCAGUUUCAAAUUUGGGUCCAAUAGCUAUGCCGAUAUUAGCCAGGAUCCAACCUGUUGAUUUAGCUGCCACCAAAAACGUUUUUGUCUCAGCGGUUCGCGUUGCCACAUCCAUUUCCGAACCAUGCCCUCCAUUUGGUAACGAGCUUAAGACUUGUGCCCAAGAACAAGUUGAAUUCAUGUUAGGAGAAGAUGACGAUGCACCGUUGGUCACAGCUGAUGAUGAAGUAAAAUCAGUGCUGAGAAUGGGUCUAUUGCAGAUUUAUUCGACGUUUGAAAAGGAGUUGUCUGCCCUACUUUUGGAGCCUGACCUUGUAUCUGAUAGGGCAGAGGAGAAAAUAUUGCAUAGUUUGUCUGAUCUUGAGUGGAUGUUUAACAUACUUGGGAAGAUGGAUUUGACGAAGGAUUUCGUAUCCAACUGGGCUGAAAGCUCAAGUAACGUUUUAGGAGUAAUCGAGGAUAAGAAACUAGAUUCUUUUAUGUGGGGUUUGAAAAUCAAGCUCAUAGAAGUGACUGCUAAAGUCUUGGAAGCAGUUGGCUAUGGCAAUGUGAUUCUUCCAACUCCAAUCCGCGUCUCGUUACUAAAGACAUGGCUGCCUUAUAUAAGGAAGAUGAAACCGCUCUUGGACUCAAAGGGCAGCGAGGAGACGGGCUUUCCAUACAAGAUGAGUGAAGACUUGUGCCAGAGCAUUGAAGGGGCCAUGGUGACCUUGGUGCUGGCAUUGCCGUCAAAUGAUCAAGCGGACAUUCUGGCAGACUGGAUGGGAGCCGAGCAGGUCCAGUACCCGGACUUGAGCGAGGCCUUCGAGGUCUGGUGUUUUAGAACGAAGUCUGCGAAGAGAAGAUUAGUGGAGGGAUUGGAUGGGGCUGGCAAUGCAACUGUUAGCCUUUGAAAAGUUUUUGCUUUGGCCUCCUUAUAUGUUGUCAAAUUAAUAUUCUGUUCAAAUAGGAAGGGCAUUAAUUGGUCUUUGAUGAAAAUUGAGCUUUAUAUCAAUAUAUUUUCCAAGCAUCACAAUUUAGUAA
Malus domestica (apple) is the source of this 1973-nucleotide messenger RNA. Its product is annotated as BTB/POZ domain-containing protein At3g05675-like. The record is from RefSeq and is a predicted model, not a curated record. Lineage: Eukaryota; Viridiplantae; Streptophyta; Magnoliopsida; Rosales; Rosaceae. Gene Ontology annotation, molecular function: protein binding.